This is a messenger RNA of Macadamia integrifolia, 897 nucleotides long. RefSeq lists its product as uncharacterized. Lineage: Eukaryota; Viridiplantae; Streptophyta; Magnoliopsida; Proteales; Proteaceae. The record is from RefSeq and is a predicted model, not a curated record. The transcript has a single exon. The coding region runs from base 1 to 897 and encodes 298 amino acids.
AUGCAAGGCAUUGUCAUAACAUAUGUACUUGUCUAUGUUGACGGUAUUCUGGUUACAGGCAACCAGCUGUCUCAUGUCACCUCCCUCCUCCAACAACUUGCCAUAGAAUUCUCUAUCAAAGACCUUGGUCGCCUCAGUUUCUUCCUUGGUGUUAAGGUUUUCUAUCAACAUGGUGGUGGUGUCCUUCUCUCUCAAGCACGCUAUAUGUCUGAUCUUCUUCAACGUGCUGGAAUGACUGACUGUAAACCUGUUACCAUGCCCAUGGCCACCACCUCUGUAGCCUCUUCCUUAGGGGGUGUCCUUCUCUUGGAUCCCACAAGGUAUCGAUCCAUUGUAGGUGCUCUCCAAUACAUCACUCUCACCAGACCUGAUGUAGCGUACUCUGUCAAUCGAGCUUGCCAGUUUAUGCAUGCUCCCUCGGAGGACCAUUGGACCCUGGUCAAAAGAAUCCUCCGUUAUCUCCAGGGCACAAAAGACCAAGGGUUGUUCAUCUCUAGGUUCGAUUAUCUUCAACUUCAGGCAUUCUCUGAUGCUGAUUGGGCUAGUGAUAAUGCUGACCGGAAGUCGACAGGCUGCUAUGCCAUCUACAUGGGUCCAAAUUUAAUCUCUUGGGCAUCUAAAAAGCAGAAAAUGAUUGCACACUCUUCUACUGAAUCAGAGUACAAGGCUGUCGCUAAUGCUUGUGCAGAACUCACCUGGCUCCGCUCUCUCUUUGCUGAACUGAGCAUUCCUAUCCCCACAGUGCCAAUCCUUUGGUGUGACAAUAUUGGUGCCACUUAUCUCUCAGUCAAUCCUGUGUUUCAUGCCCAUACAAAACAUGUUAAAAUAGAUUUUCAUUUUUUUCGGGGACAAGGUUGCCUCCAAGGAGCUUCAGGUGCAAUUCAUCUCCACAAAUGA